GCUUCUAAAAUGGAGUUUUAAAACAGACCCUGUGGAUUUGAUUGUGUGAUAUAUUUCAAAUGGAAUUAAUUACCAAAUACCAUGAUAUGUUGACGACCUUCUGAAGUGGAAACCUGGAUGACCACUUUGGAAAAGAACGGCAACCAUGGCAACGUAAAGAACUCAAAAUCUGCUAUGAGUGUUUACAAUGAGACCGCUUCAGAAUGUCGUAUCUGACCCUUCUAUUGUGUUUGGUUUUACUGAACUCAAUAGAAAAAUCAGGGCACGUCAUUGGACAUCUCAUAUCAUGUGGGGAUCCCACUUGGCAAAGCGCGGACGUCGUAGAGGACACAGGCGUUACGAUGUUGGUUUCUCAUUCGUUGAUGCCCAAUGACGUCGAACUCAUACCAAGCUUGGAUUAUGAAGUGCAUGUGUCCUCCACCCGCUCGGAUGUUCGACUCCAAGGGUUCUUCCUGUCAGCUCUCACACACUCGGACAAUACAAGUGCCAUUAGCAGCUGGCCAAGCCCAUCGAACAGCAGCUGUCCAUUUAAUACCACUGAUUACAAUCUGCCAAUCACGUUGGAAUGGACAAGUCCCAUAACAAUCGAUUCCUGUAUCACGUUAAGAUUAGAAGUAUUUUACAAUUCUUCAGCGAAACAAAUUUUAUCAACAACACUUUGCAAGCCAACAGGAUGCCUCCAGUACCUCACCAAAGAUGCAGGGCGAGUGACAUCUCCAUUAUUUCCAUCAAUGUACCCGGAUGAUGCGAACUGCUCCAUCUACAUUAUCGUUGAUAAGGGAGACACAAUCGAUCUACAGUUUCAGUACAUGGAUCUGGAAAGUCCUUAUUCAUCCAAGUGUUUUGACAUGAUGGAGGUGUACGGUAACAAUGCCACGAGGGGACCAUUCUGUGGAAAAUGGACUCGGGAACGAUUAAAAGACUUACGAUUCCUUGCAACUAACUUCCUCAAAAUUCGAUUCGUCAGUGACAACAAGCUCAACAGCGAUGGAUUCCAGGCUGUGUAUCAGACUACUCAACUGAAAGUGUGUAACCAGACUCUGUAUAACCUCAGUGGCGCAGUAUCAAGUCCGUUCUACCCCCAGCUUUACUUCCCGAACGUCAAUUGUGUCAUAAGGAUCGUAUUGCCGUCAAAUUACAGGAUACGUGUUAAGGUGAUUGACCUUGACCUGGAACAUGGCAUAAACAAAGAUUGCGUGUAUGAUAAGCUUCAGAUCUAUGAUUCCCGCUUGAACAGAACAGGCAAAACCUGGUGCGGAUCUACGGAGGGCUAUUCCCAAAGCGACCUUCGAUAUGAAUCAAGUGCCUCGGAUAUAACCAUAGAAUUUAAGUCUGAUCACGUGAAUGAAUUCAAAGGAUUUAAUCUGACCUACUUGGGUGUACCAUCAUGUCAUAACGAAACCUUUAAUACGAGCAAUGGAUCCGUGUCAAGUGUGAACUUUCCUUCGUACUACCCCAAUGGACAAGAGUGUUAUUACACUAUCAAAGUCGAUGAACCUACUGAGAACAUUGAACUGACGUUUGAGAUGUUUUAUACAGAAUCGGACGACGAUGCCCGUAAGAGAAAUCACCUAUGCAACAAAGACUACAUCGAAGUGUUUGAUGGCAAGGUCAAACACAGGGUUUGUGGUAACUGGCAUGGUCAGGAACAUCUGCUUAUGUUCAGAUCAUUUGGGAGUACCUUGGUGUUCAAGUUCGUCUCAGACGAGCAGACCACGAAACCAGGUUUCUAUGCAAAAUGGCGGACGGUGGAUAACAAAGGGGGCAUCCCAUGUGUUUCAACGUGGUUAGACACUGGAAACACUUGUUUCGAGAUUAUUUACCAGAGGCAGACCUGGUUCGAGAGUGACAUCGACUGCCGUUCACGUGGGGGUCAUCUUGCAACUAUCGCAGAUCUAGCAACGGAGGUAUUACUCAGUGACCAUUUGGAAAACAGCAACUGCACAAAGCCAGAUGAUGCUUUCUGGAUAGGGGCCAGCGACCAGGUGUACGAAUCGGAUUUCUAUUGGACAGACGGAUCUAAAGUCAAGUUCUCAAAUUGGUUCCAGGGUUGGCCUCAUUUUGGUUAUGCAAAUCGUCAACCGAGUGAUGACGGCUUGUCAAAUGAAGACUGUGUGGAACUGAGAACAACCUUCAAUUAUCCCCACAAGGGACGGGGAAGUAAUCGAAAGUUCUGGUGGAAUGACCGGAACUGCAACGUGAAGAACCCGUAUGUCUGCCAGUGCUACAGAAAUGGUGAAACUCCACCUCCGAAAAAAACACCUGAUGAUUGUGACAACACACUGGUCCUGAGCAGUGAAAACCAAAAUACUGUAGUGACCAGUCCCGGUUACCCUGGCAACUACAGCAACUUCCUCGACUGUCGCAUAGUGGUGAGCGCCCCACAUGGAUACAGUCUAGUUCUGGAGUUUGAUGACUUUGAUCUGGAGGAAUCUGAAGGAUGUAGGUACGACUACCUGACGUUUAGCCCCUUUCCAUGGAAUUCCACAUUGGCCGGAAACACAACGAGAUUAUGUGGCAAUUGGACCACAAAGCCAAAGCUUUUACGGAAAGUGAUUCCUGGCAACAUCUUGUUUCUGCAUUUCUCGACGGAUCAUUCUUUCCGGAGACCAGGAUUCAAUGCUACAAUCAGCCUGAUGAAGGGAACGGAUCGGUGUGGGGAUGGACAGUGGGGCUUAACGGAGACAGCAUGUGUGAAAGGAAGUACACAUGCGGUUUCCAUUACGGAGGCUGAAGUCGCCUGCAGCAGUAAUGAGCAGUCGCGUCUGUUACUCGGCGCCGGUUUCCUGGGUUUCUUCCUAGAUGCAGCAAAGCUUUCAAGAGACAAUGAUUCUGAAAGCCAUGUGUUUUGGUACGAUGUCCAGAAUGACUCUUGUCAAGCACUUCGCGUCAAUCAAAGUUUGAUGUAUGGAAACAUCUUCGUGCCAAGCGAGGUCGUGGUCGAGAAUGUCUCCUGUAACGACACCUUGCCUUUCGUGUGCUAUAAAAACAUCACAGGCCUCCAUCACACAGAAGAGCCACGUGUUGUCCCCAGUCGCCUCGGCACCCUGAGCAACACAGGCUAUGCAGACUAUGGUUACAGGGACGACUUAAAACAACUAUGGCAUUUCCAGUCGGACAUGAAUUUCCGAAUCCUUAUUACAUUGAUGAAUAUAGGUUUGGAAUAUCAGGAGAACUGUCUCUAUGACUUUUUGGAGUUCAAGCAAACAAUACCGGAAGGUCGUUACUGUGGAACUUCAGAUGUCCCACGCCACUUGCUGUCAACGGACAACCAAGCUGACGUGACAUUCGAAACGGACUACAGCGUCACGGGACCUGGGUUUCUGUUAUCAUGGAUGUGGUUAGAUAUGAGGGAGUGUACCGAGAAAACGCUUACGGGGGAAUAUGGAAAUAUCUCCAGCUUUAAUUUUCCAUUCGCAUUUCCAGAUGUUAUGAACUGUCAAAUUGUCAUACAAGGAGUCCAGGGCAAUAGGAUCUUCCUCGAAUUGGAGUAUCUGAAUCUACCAGUUGGCCCGGGGAAUUACCUUGAGGUGCUUAUAGCACAGAACGCAUCCCUUCAGGUCGGGAACUCUUACUCCGUGUCUCUACCCUUACGCCUUGUGUCUUCUUCGGCGAAUAUGACAUUAAUCUUGAAAUCAACAUCUGUUCCUGCGAACUGUGGAUUUCGUGGGACAUAUAAACAGCUGCAACCGCCAUUCACUGUUCCAACAAAUACAGUGAAGAUUGAACCAGGUCAGAAAACGUCGUUAACAAGCCUCAACACCCCAUUGGCGUAUCCACCGGACGUUCGUGAAUCAACUAUCUUCCGUGCUCCUGUCGGUCACAUGUUGACCUUGAAAUUUACCUCAUUGAAUCUCGAACCUUCGAAAAACUGCCACACUGACUAUAUUAGACUCAGUGAUGUAUCACUUGGCAAGUCAUCAACCAGGGUCCUAACCACAGUCUGCAGCGACAACAUCAACAGCACCAACAUCACCUCAGCAGCGGUAGUAUCUAUUUACAACAGACUGGAACUAUAUUUUGUAUCUGGGAAUGAAUACACAACGCCGAAUAGAGGUUAUUCGGCCGUUGUAGAAGCAAUUGAAGAUCCUGAAUAUUUGAACAAGACGUCAAGCCUGAAGGACGCAUCUUUUGACUCGUGCAGUGAGCAACCGUGUGUAAACGGAGGCAUAUGUCACCAGAUCUCGGGAAAUGAGGCUAAAUGUGAAUGCCCUGGAUAUUACACUGGUUUAUUUUGUCAGGUGACUCACUGUGAGUUGAGCCCUUGUGUCCACGGUCAGUGUGUACUGACCACCAACAGCUUCGCCUGUGGGUGUAUCGGGGGAUUCUGGGGCCCACGCUGUGAUAAGGACGCACAGGGAUGUCGCAAGACCUUCUGUGGCGGGCAAGGGGAGUGCAUCGGUAACAUCACAAACACCCCCCAAUGUGAUUGUGACGACUUCUGGGAAGGUUCACAAUGUGGCAAGCCAUUAGAAAACUCGAAGAUGACAGUCGCCAUCGGCCAGCGUCUGUUGGGUGAACCCAUCUGGAUUGGCCUCAUCGUCAUCCUGAGCGUCCUUCUCGCCUUUGGCAUCUUCUACGUUAUCCGGCGGAAGUGUGGCAAGCAUUUUACCUGUUGUGACAUCAAGGUCAAGAAGAAGGAGAAGACAGAUGCCAAGUUUCCUCCUUCUGAGACGCCAACGCCCCUUGUAUCAUUCUCCGAGUUGAAGGCCAGACGUUGUACCAUACCACCGCCUAUCAAAACCCCGCCCGUCAUCGCUAUAACGAAGGCUGAAGACGCGUGUACCUCCACUCCUGGCUAUAACGAACGAAGUGGAGAUGUGGCGGCAAGGUUCUUCGCCUCCUAUAAAGAGGCGGAGCGGACACCAAUUGCUGCUCCAGUUGCAGUCGACUUUAACAAAACGACCGCUACAUCCAUGGCAUCUGACUCUGAUGACAACUCCAUUGUCGGAGGUCUGGUUGGAGGAACGUUAGCCUUUGCUGGAACCCGUUUAAGAAAUGAAGAAGUUCGCCGUAACGAGGCAAAUAAGAUGUUGCGGACAACGUCGUUCCUGGAAGCGCCUCAUCCUGUUGGCAGAGAUAGAAUGAAACGAUCGCAUAGUACUGGACCUUUCCUUGUCAGGCAAGCGUCCUUGUAUGAUGACAUGGCAGUUAGUCAGCGAUCUCUGUUCUCAGCUGACACAUCAAAUGAGCAUCUGUUUCCUACUGUGAUUGUGUCCAAUGAGGACAAUUGUAACGUUGAGGUAGAUGACAAUAGCUCUAUACAGAUCUAUUUAGAUGAAACGGAGGGUGAUGAGACGUUAGAAGGGGCUGUGGGUCCAUAUAGACAGUUAUCUAAAUCCGCGGGAUCCGUCAUUGAAUUGCCUUAUAAACCUAAAGUUUCUUCAUGGAGAUCUGUAGCAAUUGACAACUGCCAUUCGCAUACUGAACUUUCAAGAAAAGAGAAAGCGAAACAUUUUUCAAGGUCUGCAAGUCUGAAUCUUCUUCAAGAGCAAAGUGCUAGAUCUUGUAAAUCUCGGUCAAAGUCGGAGGUGAAUAGUUUUGAAUCUACAAUAUCAUGUGAUUGCAGUCGCUGUAGGCAGAGAGCCCUCCCGACUGAAACACAUUUGGGCAGAAGCAGAGAGUCCAGUCGUAGACAUCGGCCUGAUUCGGACAGUGUUGCCCAGAUGUGUAAUUGUGAAGGUGACAAACAAUCCAGUAAAUCUCGCCAUUCAAAACGUCGGCAUCAUAGAAGCUAUCGUAUGAUUCACUCCUGUGGAUCACUGGGCCACAGUGGUUGUUCCAGUAGAUCAGUGACUCGAGCCUCCAGCACUGAGAGUGAACAAUAUCACAAGAAGGCAUAUGCUGCACAUAAACGCUCUAAAGCCAAUAGCAAACGGACAUCCAAACGUGAUAUGCUAAAUGUGUUAGAUACGAAACACAGUAGCGACAAAGACUCUGACUAUGCAAGGCGUGAGUUGUUUAGGAAGUUUUUCAGCCAAGAGGUUCAAUACAGUUCUGAAGUUAAUGUACCGACCGACGAUGGGAACGUGUUUCGAUUUCCGGACGUGCCCAAACCACCGGAGACGGAAGAUGGGAACCCAACUCCAACAGAACGAGGCAACAGUGAGGCAACCUGCAAUGUUAUCAUCUACAACUGUGCUGCCAGAAACAGUAACAGGCAUGUGAACAUCAACAGAAACGACACUGCCGAGAAAUCUGUAAGUCAGGAAGAAGAAUAUGUUCCCUCCAAGUAUGAGAACGAGAACUCAGAUUCAGCCAUCUGUUCGUCCGAGGCUACUACGUCGUCAGACAGCUUCAAAUCUAACAAGGACGAGAAGAAAGUUCUUGGCCCGAGUUCGUCCUUGCUAACGGUGACUACGGACACAGAUUCAGCUUUGUCGUCGGCGCCCAAAAGUUUCCAGGCCUCUCCUUAUCACGACGUGAGGCCAUCGAGUUCAAGUGAAACACAGACGACCUUUAUUCACGAUAUGAAGGUCAAGGACUCUGCGUACCAGACAAAGCAGUCGUCCGUGGAUGUGAUUGGUCCAUUCGAAAGACCAGAAGAAGUCAAAAGAAAGCUCAGUCUACCCACAACAAAGAGUGAGGAGUCAAACGUGACGCAACGCCUCCAUCUGGCCGCCUACAAACUGUUCAUCCUCCAGCAACGCGUGCGCAGAAGCCGCUUCUCAAAAGACAGCGCUGUGCACACUAUAUCGGAGGACGAGUUCCACUAUAAUAAUGUGGAAGAUGAAACAGGCACCGAUCUGUUUCCUCACCGACGAUUAAAACGUGGCCAGAUGCUGCCACUACGACACCUUGACAGCGACGGUGACGUCGGGAUAGAUGUGAGCCGUCUGGGUGUCCAGCUGAAAUCUACAGCUACCCCUGUCUCAGACGUCGACCAGGGUUCUGAAGUAGGGGAGAUCAAUGUUUAGUUGGCGCCUACUCACACAUGGAACUUGGUUUUUUUUGUUAACGCCUGAUCACUGAGGUCACAAUGGUAUAUUUCAAUGCCUGUACAUACGUCCAUUCAUACACCAAACAACAUAUUCUCUCUCAACAUGUUCAUAAAUUCUAUAUCCAUGAUUAAAACAGCCUAUACCACAUCAGAAUAUAACAUUUGAAUUGUUAAUAGUGGAACCACCUUUGAUUAUGAAUAUAAUAUUUCAUAAUUUGGGAUUAUGAAACAUUUUUUAUAUGAUUUAUUGUAAAACUUAAUUUAAAAAUAAAUUGUACAUCUUAUCGAUAUUUGACUUAUUGACCACGGUUGUACACUUUGUCGUAAACUUGCUAAAACAUGCUUAAAUUCUAAACUUGUUUUGGUGAAGGGGAUGUUGUGUUUAGGUGGUGUUUAGGCUGUGAGACGAUAGCUCAUUGCAUGUGUGGAGACUCUAAACGUGUUUAGAUCGACACACUAAAUGUGUAUUCCGUUAAGGAUUUUAACAUGUUUUUUAACAUAUCUUGUAUGUGUUUACAUUCUGAACUCAUUUUUACAGUGUAGCCACACACGCGCGCGCACGCACUCACGCACACGCACCCACACACGACACACACACAGACACACACACGACACACACACAUACACACACACACACUCAUACGAAGUCAAACACUCAAGCGAAAUUUUAGCAACACUUGGAACAAAGAUUUGGAUGCAAAUUAUCGUUAGCGUUAUGAAAUGUUCACCUGAAUAUUGCCUGAAAUAUCCAAUCUGUGGUUUGAUGUAGGUUUAUUGUUUCGAACCAGAACUAGUCUGUCUAUAUUUCAUUUAUAGUAAACAGUGAAUGUUGAUGUAUUUAACGAAAUGUGUCGUACGUGGACAAAGACUGUCAUUUCACAUCUACGAAAACAAAACCUCUUCUGCACAUGUUUAGUUAUGCAAUACCCGACACCAGAGAUAACACGUUAUAUUUGUACGUCGCGAUCAAUAUAACAUUGAAUUUGAUUCUAUAAAUGUCAUAAAUAAUACCCACCCACCACGGGACAAUGGCGCUUGUGAGAAUGCCAUAUGCAGAAGGGGCGACUUUCGUAAGCUUGGAAAUUAAUGGCGUUGAUGAAAACCGUACCCCCACUCCUUCAACGAAAGAAAAUAUUGACUCUUAUGUUGCUGAUUCCUUGAAACUCCAUAAAACAUAUACACUUAAGAUAAUAUGUUACUGUUGAAAUACUUUAGGCUAUAUUUGGAGUAAUUUACUCGUCAUGUUUCAAAUCCAACUAAUUUAAACUGACAAAUCAUUCGACAGGCAGUGUUUGGAAGACCCGUUGAUCGCAAAAAGAAAUUAGACACUGUGUAAUUAGCGGAUAUUCACGGCUACAACUCUGUUUUUUGUUUUUAUAGAAUAUAAAAGGUGCUGAACGAGUUGACUUCAUUAGCUUGUCAUACAUUGUAACAUUUACUAAGCACAGUUUUUCAUGUCAUUUUUGUAUAUUUCUGUCAAAUUUUGUAUCAUUGUUGAUCUGUAUUUUGCACAAAGCCAAGAACAGCAGCAUAAAAGCGAAAGGGGACGUCUGUAAAUAGUAGACCGCACAUAGUUGUUCACUAAAGUGUAUCAUAUUGCGUAAGCGUGUUCAAGUGUUAAGGCCAGCUUGUCAGCCAUUCAUGAUACACCCCAAUCUAGGUACACGUGUGUGUUUCUGUGAUUUUCAAGCAUUGUUUUGGCAGUCACGUUUUCAAUUUUGACAAAUUGUUUAAUCCGCGAUUGCAACACUAUACUAUCAACUAUGUGAAGAGAUAUUCAGAUAUACAAAUAGAAGGAAAUAAGGGCACAUAAGCACUAUUGCAGAAGAAUGUUCACUGCUUUGACCGAUGGAAGGGGGUCUUAUUAAAAAGUAAUACAUUCAGUGAAAUGUCCGUUUUCUUGUGUUUCUACAGGUUCCCGAAGUGUCUUGACGACCUUUCGCCUCAAAAGUAUGUUUCCCUUUACGGCUGUUAUCUUACUGUUUCCAUUAGAAUAGUCGUCAACGUUGUUAAAAGCUUUGUAAAACAACAAUUUGGGCGUUUACGAAUACAUUGUGUUCUAAUUCUUAUAAAACAAUAUAUCACUAUUUUCGAGGAUAUUCGUGAACGAUCAUGACGUAGAACUCUCUAAUUUUGCUCAAGGUAUGCUAAAACGAUGAGAUCUGGACUCAAAGGUCUUAAUGAUCAGGAAAAGCGCUUCUGUGUGUAUUGAUGCUAGGCAAUUCCAAGGGGUUUUCUCAGGAAUGUUGAAGUAGUCCGUCAGUGUUUACAUCAUUUCAAGGAUAAGGUUUUGUGAUUGUUGUGGGGAAUAAUGUAGCUUGGGUGUGUCUAGAUGCACAGUUGCACUGUAUAUGUAUUCAUGGCACAGUUGCAUUGUACAGGUAUUCAGGGCACAGUUACAUUGUACAGGUAUUCAAGGCACAGUUGCAUUGUACAGGUAUUCAUGGCAAAUGCCAAACCAGAAAUGUAGGACACUGCCUGACAUCAUUCAUUCCUGAGAGUGGUCUCACAGAUCGAUGCAUCUCCCUGUUACAAGGUGAUCAUGUUCCUGACAGAUCGAUGCAGUUCUCUUAUACAAGGUGAUCAUGUUCCUGACAAAUCGACGCAUCUCCCUUAUACAAGGUGAUCAUGUUCCUGACAAAUCGACGCAUCUCACUGAUACAGGGUGAUCAUGUUCCUGACAGACAGAUCGAGGCAUCUCCCUUAUACAAGGUGAUCAUGUUCCUGACAAAUCGACGCAUCUCACUGAUACAGGGUGAUCAUGUUCCUGACAGACAGAUCGAGGCAUCUCCCUUAUACAAGGUGAUCAUGUUCCUGACAAAUCGACGCAUCUCACUGAUACAGGGUGAUCAUGUUCCUGACAGAUCGAGGCAUCACCCUGAUACAAGGUGAUCAUGUUCCUGACAGAUCGAUGCAUCUCUCAGAUGAUGGGUCAUCAUGUUCCUGAGUUGUAUGACAAACCUUUAUAUUAUUUUGAUCAUGAGUCACCAGUUUUGCGUCAUUAAAGUUGGGAGACACUGUAUUGGUUUUCUUCAACUAAUGUUUGUUUGCAUUUGAUAACACGAUAGACAUGACGAAAGGGUGAACAUGUAACAUUGGAAGUGAUAGAUUUACGUCCAACUCGUACCGAUGACGAAGUACUAGGUAAGAUGUUAUUUGGGUGAGUGGGUAUAGAUUAACGCCACUUUACAGGACUCCAGUAACCUCGCGACCUUGGCCACCAAGGAUUGGCUUCACAAAUCAUUCACAUAUGAUGGAGUGUAGCCGCUUUGCUUGCCCGUCGAACUCGUCUCAGUGAAUCGUAACUAGUUUCAUAGAAUUUGACCAUGAGACAAUAUUCCUAUUAUUAUUUAUUUGUAACUUUGUUAGUAAUAUUUAUGGAGAUUUCAAGUGAAUUGAAUGUGCCUCGUCUCUUUCAGUGUGUUUCUUAUAUUCUUCAUUAAAGGUUGGUGUCCAAGUAACGAAACUCUCUUACUUACUUAUACGGUAUAUGUAAUGGGCAUAGUCAGGUGUUUUCAUGAAAGAGCUGCGGGCACGGGUGGCCCAGCUGUCUAAGGCGCCGCGAUUCGUUGUGCAGAGUUGCGUCCCUUGCAAGAAACUUAUGAUAGUGGGUUCGAACCCCGGUUCGUCCCGAUUAUGUUUCUAGGUUUGUCAG
This is a messenger RNA of Haliotis rufescens (red abalone), 10595 nucleotides long. RefSeq lists its product as uncharacterized. The transcript has 22 exons. The record is from RefSeq and is a predicted model, not a curated record. The coding region runs from base 204 to 6917 and encodes 2237 amino acids. NCBI's taxonomy places the organism in Eukaryota, Metazoa, Mollusca, Gastropoda, Lepetellida, Haliotidae. Gene Ontology annotation, molecular function: serine-type endopeptidase activity.